Molecule: messenger RNA, 2166 nt
Organism: Sorghum bicolor (sorghum)
Lineage: Eukaryota; Viridiplantae; Streptophyta; Magnoliopsida; Poales; Poaceae
Product: major facilitator superfamily domain-containing protein 12
Exons: 13
Coding region: 530-1897 (455 amino acids)
Biological process (GO): carbohydrate transport
Cellular component (GO): membrane
Molecular function (GO): symporter activity
Source: RefSeq, a predicted model, not a curated record
CUGCCUCCGGCCAUCGCCGGAGUUCCGCCGCCUCGUCUGCAGCGCUAUCACCGCCUAGCUAGGUCGUGGCGUCGGAUGCUUCGCCGUACACUUGAACGCUGUGAGAGUCUUGCAAGUUGCAACUCGCGCGACGGGGCAGCAGACGCCAGACGAGUCCGAUACCCCGACGCCAAACGAGGAAGGGAAGGUGGUGGCGUCUGAACGUGCGGAUCCGGGAAAAGGACAUGGGAUGAUGUCCUGUGGCGAGGGCGGCGUCGACCACGACCAGCACUGCCUGCCCACUGGGCUACGCUACGCCUACGCUCGUCCAGUUGGCAGCGGGACGCCUAUAAAUUCCACCGCCGGCCGGAUCCCAUUCGUCCUGUCCUGCCCCGUGCCGUCGCCGACCAGCGAUCACCACUCCUCCGAUCCUCUGCUCUCCGCUCGCCAGGUUUCGGACUUCCAGUUGCCUCUGGAAUUCAGAGCUGCAGCUGAUCGAAGGCAUUCGUUGUAGUACUACCGAGCCGGACCCAGCCAGCACUCUCCAUCCAUGGCUGAUGCAGCAAAGGAUGCUGCAGUAGCGGCGGAGGCACAGCCUCUGGGACGGUGGCCGGUCCUGUCCUACGGCGUCGGCCACAUGCUGAACGACAUCACGUCGGCCUGCUGGUUCACGUACCUGCUCCUCUUCUUGCAGCAGAUCGGCCUUGCUCCCAGGGAUGCCGCUGUUGUGAUGCUCUCGGGUCAGGUCGCAGAUGGGCUGAUGACGAUCCUCGCAGGCGAGAUGAUUGACAGAUUUGGCCGGUUCAAGCUAUGGCACAUUGGAGGAUCGGUCCUCGUCGGCUUCUCCUUCUCUUCGGUCUUUGGUGGCUGUCUGCUGUGCACCAUUCUGGGGACAGAUUCGUACCUCGUGAGGACCGUGGGCUACAGCUUCUUCGCAGCGGUGUUCAACAUUGGUUGGGCGGCCACACAGGUCUCCCACAUGUCGAUGGUGAACUGCAUGACACUGAAUCCGACAAGCCGUGUAGCCUUAGCAAGCUGCAGAAAUGCGUUCACUAUGGUUGCAAAUCUCGGUUUGUAUGGGAUUGCUUUAGCUGUCUUUGGUGCUAUAAAGGCAAAAGAAUGCUCAGACAUUGUUAUCCAGUAUCGAUGGAUUGCAUACCUGUCCAUCUUCAUAGGAUGCUGCUUCCUGGUCGUCUUUCAUGUUGGAACCAAGGAACCUACCUUGAAGUCUGAACCUAACUGUAAGAAGAAGGCUCGGAUUUCCUGGGGCUACUGGUUCAAAAAGACCUUGUACUACCAAGUUGCUCUCCUGUAUAUGCUUGCAAGACUGAUCACAAACGUAUCUCAGUCGCUCAUCGCUUUCUACGUCACCAGAGAUUUGAGAAUGAAUGAAUACUCGAAAGCAAUAAUACCAGCCAUCAUAUUCUGCUGCAGCUUCUUCGUGUCCAUCGUUCUGCAGGAGAUCAAGUGGAACAGCCGGCGGCUCAAGUCCCUCCUCACCGUCGGCGCCACGCUCUGGGUCAUCUCCGGCGUCGCCGUCUUCGUCCUCCCGAGCGAGAUGCACAACCUCAUGUACCCUCUCGCCAUGGUCAUCGGCGCCGCCAACGCGCUCGUCAUGGUCACGACGGUUGGGCUGGAGAGCGCGCUGGUAGGGGAGGACCUGAACGGCUGCGCCUUCGUCUACGGCUCCCUCAGCUUCCUGGACAAGAUCUCCUGCGGAAUCGCCCUGUUUGUGCUGGAAUCGUACGAAGACACGAUGAGCUGCGGCGAGAAGAGGGGCCUGAACACGGUGAGCAGGUACGGGACGGGGCUGAUCCCCUCCUGCUUCGCCGUGAUCUCCCUGGUGGUCGCAUCCACUCUGAGGCUGCAGGACGCCAGUCCGACAGCCGCUGCACUGGAAGCCCCACUGCUCGUCUGACCGACUGAAGAAACCGGUGGCGAUGCUGAUAUCGAUCGGGUUGAAGAAAGAAGGAAAUGUGCAUCCUCUUCAAUUAGGUUUGAAGAGGAAUAUGUCCUCGCUUACUUUCAAUUAGAUUUGAAAGGAGGCCCUUUUGUAAUAAAAUUUGUCAUGCCGUCGUGUGAAAUAACAAGAAGUUGUACGUAACUCAAAUUUUGUGGGAAGCUUUUGUACACGUCAACAGAUUAUUAUACUACAGAGCAGGAACAGCAUCAUGGUCGUGGCUGAAA